AUGCGCUGGUCCCACGCCAAACCCAUCGCCAAAUACCUGUGCUCGUUCCUCAAAGAAUUCACCAAACGCACCACCCAUCCACCCAAGACCACCGGCGUCGCCGAGCAGGACCCGCGCAUCCUCCUGGUAGUUCUUCCGCCGGAACUCAAUCUCAACCAACCGCCCAGCAGGCCCAGACUCACCACCCCCACCGCACUGCCCCUCUCAGGGCCGGCAGUGCUCUCGAGCGACCUGCGCCAGACCCACUCCUCAACCAGCUCGGGCUCCUUCUCGCUCUCGUCGCUGUCCUCGGACCUCAAGCGCCCGCUCACCCUCCUCUUGAGCACAUUUUCUCCCAUCACUGCUCUGGAACCAGACCUUCCAGGUACUACCACCAAUGCAUCAUUUUAA
Messenger RNA from Puccinia triticina, 390 nucleotides. RefSeq lists its product as uncharacterized. The coding region runs from base 1 to 390 and encodes 129 amino acids. The record is from RefSeq and is a predicted model, not a curated record. NCBI's taxonomy places the organism in Eukaryota, Fungi, Basidiomycota, Pucciniomycetes, Pucciniales, Pucciniaceae. The transcript has 3 exons.